Messenger RNA from Mesoplodon densirostris (Blainville's beaked whale), 1988 nucleotides. RefSeq names its product enolase 3 (gene ENO3). NCBI's taxonomy places the organism in Eukaryota, Metazoa, Chordata, Mammalia, Artiodactyla, Ziphiidae. Gene Ontology annotation, biological process: glycolytic process. Gene Ontology annotation, cellular component: phosphopyruvate hydratase complex. Gene Ontology annotation, molecular function: magnesium ion binding; phosphopyruvate hydratase activity. Bases 596 to 1900 code for a protein of 434 amino acids. The record is from RefSeq and is a predicted model, not a curated record. The transcript is spliced from 12 exons.
GGAAAGCGCGUGGCGCGGUUGGGGUUGGCGGCUGGCUUCGCGGGCGCACGCCCGGGCGCACCGGAUUUGGACCCCCUGCGAAGGAAGGCCGGCCGGGGACGUGUCUCCCGCCGGGCGGAAGGGGCGGGGGCGAGGCGUGCGCAUUGCCGCUUCUGCCCCCCCCUUGAUUUUAUUUAUUCAAGAAAUAAGGGAGUAAAGGGAAAUUUGACAAAAUACCCCGGCCGUUUUCAGAGUUGAAGGCAUCCACCAGGGACACUUCUGUCCCCAGCAUCUACCCGGGCGGCACAAGUGGCACUGGCUGGAGCCCACCUCGACUCCAGGGGAUUAUCCCUCGCGCUGGAUCAACUCCAGCCUCAGGCCUCACCCCCACGUCCCAGCUCCGCCCGUCCCCCGGUCAGCAGUUUGGGUCACCGGCCGUGCCCCUUGGCCCGUCUCUGCAGAGGUCACUGAGGGACCGUGGUGCGAGACGGGCGGGCUUAUUUUUCAAGGCGGAAGAAUACUAAGCGGUUUCAAGAUUGCAACUUUUUCAAGAGGGGAAAGUCCCUUCUACGUUGGCCCGUUAAGGUUUUUCUUCUUUUUCAGUUAAACUUAUGCCAUGGCCAUGCAGAAAAUCUUUGCCCGAGAAAUCCUGGACUCCAGGGGCAACCCCACAGUGGAGGUGGACCUGCACACGGCCAAGGGCAGAUUCCGAGCAGCUGUGCCCAGUGGAGCUUCCACAGGUAUCUAUGAAGCUCUGGAACUAAGAGAUGGAGACAAAUCUCGCUACCUGGGGAAAGGAGUCCUGAAGGCGGUGGAACACAUCAAUAAGACUCUAGGCCCCGCACUGCUGGAAAAGAAACUAAGCGUGGUGGAUCAAGAAAAAGUUGACAAAUUUAUGAUUGAGCUGGACGGGACAGAGAAUAAGUCCAAGUUUGGGGCCAAUGCCAUCCUGGGUGUGUCCCUGGCCGUGUGCAAGGCCGGAGCAGCUGAGAAGGGGGUCCCGCUCUACCGACACAUUGCAGAUCUCGCCGGGAACCCAGACCUGAUCCUCCCGGUCCCUGCCUUCAAUGUGAUCAACGGGGGCUCCCAUGCUGGAAACAAGCUGGCCAUGCAGGAGUUCAUGAUCCUGCCCGUGGGAGCCAAAUCCUUCAGGGAAGCCAUGCGCAUCGGAGCCGAGGUCUACCACCACCUCAAGGGGGUCAUCAAGGCCAAGUAUGGGAAGGACGCCACCAAUGUGGGUGAUGAGGGCGGCUUUGCACCCAACAUCCUGGAGAACAAUGAAGCCCUGGAGCUGCUGAAGACCGCCAUCCAGGCGGCUGGUUACCCCGACAAGGUGGUGAUUGGCAUGGACGUGGCAGCGUCUGAGUUCUAUCGCCAUGGGAAGUAUGAUCUCGACUUCAAGUCAGCUGAUGACCCCGCACGGCACAUCACUGGGGAGAAGCUGGGGGAGCUGUAUAAGAGCUUCAUCAAGAACUAUCCUGUGGUCUCCAUCGAGGACCCUUUUGACCAGGAUGACUGGGCUACCUGGACCUCAUUCCUCACGGGGGUCAGCAUCCAGAUCGUGGGGGAUGACCUCACAGUCACCAACCCCAAGAGGAUUGCCCAGGCCAUUGAGAAGAAGGCCUGCAACUGCCUGCUGCUGAAGGUCAACCAGAUCGGCUCAGUGACCGAAUCCAUCCAGGCCUGCAAACUGGCUCAGUCUAACGGCUGGGGGGUGAUGGUGAGCCACCGCUCCGGGGAAACCGAGGACACAUUCAUCGCUGACCUCGUGGUUGGGCUCUGCACGGGACAGAUCAAGACUGGUGCCCCCUGCCGCUCAGAGCGUCUGGCCAAAUACAAUCAGCUCAUGAGGAUUGAGGAGGCUCUCGGGGACAAGGCUGUUUUUGCUGGACACAAGUUCCGUAACCCAAAGGCCAAGUGAGAAGCUGGAGGCCCCAGGAUCCCAGAUCCCCAGGACAGAUCUAGGCCUUCAAGCCCUUCCCCCUGAAAUAAACACUGGUGCCAACCAA